Linum trigynum is the source of this 3984-nucleotide messenger RNA. NCBI's taxonomy places the organism in Eukaryota, Viridiplantae, Streptophyta, Magnoliopsida, Malpighiales, Linaceae. The record is from the annotation of a GenBank genome assembly.
CCACAACAGAUAUCCAUACCAUCGAAUUCCAAAAAAGAGGUCUGCCGCAUGUACAUCUAUUGGUCUGGCUUCAUGAGGCUGCCAAACUGAAAACUAUUCAGGCCAUUGAUGCCACCAUAUCUACAGAACUACCAGAUCCAGAAAAGGACCCUCUUGGAUACGCAACUGUCGCGAAGUUCAUGCUCAAUGGGCCCUGCGGCCAGGAAAAUCACAAAUCUCCGUGUAUGGUUGAAGGGAAGUGCAAGAAAUUCUUCCCAAAGUCGUUCAACUCGACAACGACAUACGACCACAACGAGUACAUUGUUUAUCGGCGUCGAAAUGAUGGUCGAACUUUUGACAAGAGAAAUGGUAUCUAGACAACCGACAUGUGGUUCCCUACAACCGCAACUUACUGGUAAUGUUUCAGGCUCACAUCAAUGUUGAAAUCUGCCACAAAGGUAGGCUCAUCAAAUAUCUUUUCAAGUAUGUCACGAAAGGGCCCGAUCGAGCCACAGUUAUUGCAGAGAACUCUCCGGUUGACCAACCAGGUACCUUAGGUGUUAAUACACGAGAGGUUCGAGAUGAGAUAAAGCAAUACCUAGACUGUCGUGUGUUAUCCUCAUUCGAAGCAAUGUGGCGACUAUAUGAAUUCCCCAUACAUGAGAGAACACCAUCAGUUGUUUGUCUGCCUGUCCACUUAAAGGAUCAACAAUCUGUUGCAUAUGACCCUGAUGCAUCUCUACAAUCAGUUGUUGAGGACCAAGAAAAGGCAAAGACCUUGCUCACUGAGUAUUUCACACUCAACCGCGUGGAUCCACAUGCUAGGUCACUAACCUAUGCUGAUAUACCUACUGCCUUUACAUUCCAUCUACGGCCAAAACAUUGGGCCAGGCGAAAGCUUGGAAAUGUUAUCGGCCGCAUCGUCUUUGUGCCACCGGGAUCGACUGAUGUUUACUUCCUCCGGAUGUUGCUUACAAAAGUACCUGGUGCUACCAGCUUUGAGGAUCUCAUGACAUUGAACGGUGAUCUCUGUAAAGACUAUAAAGAAGCAUGCUCAAAAGGUGGUCUCUUAAUAGAUGACACCGAACCUCAAGCAACUAUUGGAGAGGUUGGUCAUUGGGGAAUGCCAACCUUACUAAGAUCUUUGUUCGUGAUGAUCUUAGUACAUUCUGAAGUAGCUGACCCAAGGGCUUUAUUUGAGGAUAAUUGGAAGCUCUUUGCCGAAGAUUUCUCUUAUCAAACCCGCCGUGGUUUGGACCUUCAGCACUUUCAACCACCAGCUGAGUACCUGAAGAAUGAGGUUUUAAAGCAUAUCGAGGCUCUUUUACACAACCAUUCCAAGACUCUUGCUGAUUAUAAUUUGCCACAACCCAAUGAAGAUGCUGGAGCUUCUAUCCCCAACAGAUUGGUUUGUGAACAGCUUAAUUAUGAUGUCUGCAUAGAACAAUGCAGAGCCACCGAGAUCUUUGCGACCUUGAAUCAUGCCCAAUCUGAAGCCUACCGCAAGGUAAUGGAUUCUGUUGCACACGGAGUUGGGAAGUUUUUUUUUCCUCUACGGACAUGGUGGUUCAGGAAAGACCUAUCUAUACAAUACAAUCAUUGCCAAACUUCGCAGCCAACAGAAGAUAGUUUUGGUCGUUGCUUCAUCAGGCAUUGCAACGACUCUACUUCCAAAUGGAACAACUGGCCAUUCUAGGUUCAAGAUUCCAAUAGAUAUUGAUGCUUCUUCUAUUUGCAAGGUUAGGAAGGGCACUCACCUAGCAGAAUUAUUGCAGCAAACUGCGUUGAUUGUAUGGGAUGAGGCACCGAUGACUCAUCGGUUUUGCUUUGAAGCACUAAACAAAACCUUAUGCGACAUGAUGGAUGUGCCUGCCAAUGGACAAGGUCACAGGCCGUUUGGUGGGAAGACGGUUCUUCUCGGUGGGGAUUUUAGGCAGAUCCUGCCCGUAAUACCAGGAGGUGGUCGGGAAGCAACUCUUGAUGCAUCUAUAGUUCGGUCCCCAUUAUGGGCACACUACGAACUGCUAUGUUUGCAACAGAACAUGAGCAUCAAUGAUGAUUCUGUGAAUGAAAAUAGGAUCUUCAACGGCAUGACCUUCCCGCAGUGGGUUCUUAGUGUUGGGAAUGGACUUGCGCCUGCAGUCUCUCUCUUUGCACGAAAGUUGUGAACGCAGUUGGAUGCAGAUCCCACAGUACCUCAUCCUUCCAAAGAAAGGGAACUCGGUACAGCCAGUCAUUGAUUAUGUUUUCCAAGGCCUUCUUGACUCCUACAGGUCAGUCGCGUUUCUGAAAAGUCGAGCUAUCAUAACGCCGACUAAUGAUACAGUUUCACAGGUUAAUUCUGAAAUUCUUUCAUGCAUUCCUGAGGAAACAAAAACAUACUUCAGCAUGGAUAGUUUAUGUUCUGAAUCAACAGACAAUGCCGACCUAGACAGUUUGUACCCGGUUGAAUUCCUCAAUUCCCUCUCUUUCAAUGGGAUGCCAGAGCAUGAACUUUCUCUAAAGCUUUAUGCACCUAUUAUGCUGCUUAGAAACAUAGAUCCAGCAACUGGUUUGUGUAACGGAACACGGCUGAUGAUCAUCCAUCUUGGCGAAAAUGUCAUAAAAGGAGUUAUACUGACGGGUACUAACGAGGGAAUGGUUGUCGCUGUACAGCGAAUCGCUCUGAACUUGAGUGACAAGAAAUGGCCUUUUACAAUGAAGUGGAGGCAGUUCCCAGUGCGACUGUGCUAUGCCAUGACAAUUAACAAGAGUCAGGGACAGACUCUAGAAAGAGCAGGCGUGUUCUUACCAAAUCCCGACUUCAGUCAUGGGCAAUUGUAUGUAGCUGUUUCAAGGGUUCGAUCGGCAGAGGGACUUAGUUUCCUCAUUCACAAUGGUGACGACAUCCCUGCAAAUUACACAAAGAACGUUGUCUAUGCGGAGCUUUAUGAUGAAUUGUCUCUGCCUGGUAAGUUCGUACAAGCCCUUCCAUGCAUUGACAACAUCAACAUAGCUACUGAACUUGGACCUUGAAUGCACUCCUUAUUACAUUUGCUCUGUGACAGGUUCAACUGUUCCAAGCCAAGUCAGGUAGCAAAUUUCUUGGUACACAGGUGUGUCUUUUACGCUUUGAACCGAUUUAGCUUUUUAGACAUGGCAGAUGUUUGAUUUGUAUAAGGUUAUGUUUUUGGGGAACAAAUUUGGAUGAGCCAUCUCCACGCAUUUCUAUAACUGGUAUAGUCAUGCAAUUUCCUUACUUCAAAUAAUUUAUGUUCUUUAUGUAGGCAAGCUCUCAAGGGUCAUGUCACGUUCAAUGGACCUUCAGAAGCUCCUCCCAUCUUGCCUAUCAAUUGCCUUGCUCCUACAAUCGUGCUUUUAUCCUGUCAUCAUCACAGUAUUUUGCAAGCUAACGAUCAUGGUAUUGACUAUGAUUAGAUUCCCAAAUGUACACUACACUGUGAAACAGAUGUAUUCAGUGACUGUGCUUCCAAAUUUCCACCCAGCAAUUGAGGUUUGCUAGCCUGCUUAGUGGCACGCCUUUUGUCCUAAGUUUCUUAGUAGAAACAUGGAAUUCCCUUCAUCAUCAUUGUCGCUUUCAUAUAUCAAUAUUGGGGACAACAUUGUGUAUUCUUGGAUGGUGUUUACAAUGUGUUCAUAUCAGUUCCCAUGCCGAGUUUAGGUUAUCAUGUCCUCAAUUUCAUGAAUGGUGUUCAUAUGCUCUCCAGGUCCUUUAUCACUUUAGUUGAAACCGACACUGUUAGCUCAUGGUUCACCAUGUUAGACGCAGUUCCUGAUUACCCUCGAUACAUCUGGACAAGUUCAACUAUAUUAUUUGUUUCCUUUUCAUGUCCUCCAUGCAUUUGUAAGAAACUUGCUUUAUCUUUCUACUGACUCCAUUAUGAACUGCAGCCUAGAUGCCAGUCUAAACACCAAAAUAGACCAAGGACGGAGCAUGUGCUAUUCCUAAGGUGGGCCAAGAAGUCAAGAACAACUCAACAAAUUUAAUAAAUAGGUUGCACGGGA